AGAAAGGCGACGACCAUCUCUUACGGUGGAUCUUCACUACCGCCUGUAUUGCCCUCUUCUGCAUGCAACUGAAUGAUUUUGACAUUAGAAAAGCGUCAGGGACGGAGGUAGUUUCCCGCUUCCUCCACCUACCCGUUCGCCUUCUCAUAUUAUUUACCUAAUAAAUAGAGGUUCCAUGUAAUGCUGGCACAAGCUGUUGCCGGAACGAUAGCCGGUUGCGUGGGAUGUCAGGCAGGGGUCGAGUUGCUGCAGAAAGAAGUGAAAAAUAGCCUGAAUCUUUUGACUUUGGCAACAUGUGUAUUCGUAUCCUUGCAAGGCCUUAUAUUUCACUCAAAAAUGUUGACAGUUCGACAGGAAAUCCCAACUCGGGUAUAUCUCAAAAUCGUAAUUAUCUUCUUCAUUGUGAAUCUCUGCAAUAACACUGCUAUCAAAUGCGAUAUAUAUUUUCCAUUAUUCAUUAUUUUCAAGUCGGGUUCAUUACUUGCAAACAUCUUGUUUGGACUUCUUUUGAGAGGUCAUAGCUAUACAACAAGGGAGAUAUUUUCUGUAUUCGUUGUUACUGGUGGCAUUGUUAUUUUCACUUUGGCUAGCUACGAGAACAAACCAUCAGAUCCAAGCUCUACAUUUGACUUUUUUGGAAUACCGCCGUUCUUUAUAGGAGUUGCAUUGCUCAGCAUAGCACUGAUGUUGAGCGCAUAUCUGGGAGUUUGUCAAGAGGAAAUGUAUGCAAGAUAUGGCAAGCAUGCUAAGGAGUCGAUGUUCAUGGUGCAUACUCUUUCUAUACCUGGAUAUGCGUUACUUGGUGGAGAAAUUAUCCAAGCUUUUCAUGCUGCUAAUACGACUGAGCCAUUUUCUCUUCUCGGUUACGAUCUGAUAGUUCCUACGGCAUGGGUAUACAUCGUUGGGAUAUGUGUUUUACAAUACGUGUGCAUUGACAAUGUCUAUCGCCUUACUGCGCUUACUACCUCACUAAAUGUAACUAUGGUUAUAUCAGUUCGGAAGUUUCUCUCGUUGUUUGUUUCAUUUGCAGCUUUUGGCAACCCUUUCAAUAUAUUCCAUUUUUGUGGUGCAUUCUUCGUUUUUGUUGGAUCACUUAUGUUUUCGAAAGUCUUAUAGCUUUUCUAGCGGAUCUCG
This is a messenger RNA of Cylicocyclus nassatus, 1134 nucleotides long. NCBI's taxonomy places the organism in Eukaryota, Metazoa, Nematoda, Chromadorea, Rhabditida, Strongylidae. The record is from the annotation of a GenBank genome assembly.